UCGUCUGAUGGGCGGGGCGCCUGGGAAAUAAUAAUGAAACAGUUCCUGCUACUUCUUGCGGUAGAUAUUUCGCCUUCUUAAACGAAACGUUUUAAGCUGCUGAAAUGAUUGAAAAUGAAAUCAGUGAGAGUUCUGAUGCAAAAGAGUAUGUUGGACUUUCAGAUUUUGUGGCUGAAGGAGAUGAGCAGCUUAGUUUCUCAGUUGGUGAUAAAUUGAAGGUCCAUGACAGGAGCUCAGACGUGUGGUGGUGGGCUGAACUGCAGGGUCGCUUUGGUUAUGUCCCAUCCAGCUUUCUGCAUCAAACACCUGAGGAUGAGGAAGAUGCUUGGCAGGAUGACGAAUACUUUGGCAAUUAUGGGACAUUAAGGCUUCAUCUGGAGAUGCUAUCAGACAAACCCCGCACAGAAACAUACAGACGGGUGAUUCUGGGUAAUAGUGCCGCCCUGAGGGGGAAGGUGGUCAUGGACUUGGGCUGCGGGACAGGGGUUAUCAGCCUCUUCUGUGCCCGUCUAGCACAACCUGCAGCGGUUUAUGCUGUGGAGGCCAGCUCAAUGGCAAAACACACUGAGGAACUAGUGAGGCAGAACGGCUGUGAGGAAGUCGUGACCGUGUUUCAGGACAGAGCUGAGAAUCUCACUCUGCCUGGGAAAGUGGACGUUCUAGUGUCAGAGUGGAUGGGCAACUGCCUUCUGUUUGAGUAUAUGGUGGAGUCAGUGUUGCUGGCACGUGAUCGCUGGCUGAAGGAGGGUGGAGUGAUGUGGCCGUCCUCUGCCUGUCUGACUGUCGUUCCUUGCCAGGCCUUCUCUGACUACAGGCAAAAAAUGGAGUUCUGGGAGAAACCGUAUGGCCUAGACUUCACCUACCUACAGUCACUUGCACAGAAGGAGUUUCUCUCCCAGCCUAAAUUUAGCCAUCUUCUCCUACCUGAGGAUUGUUUGUCCACACCAGCCGAUGUUAUCACUCUUGAUAUGGUCACAAUACAGGUCUCAGACUUAGAGAGACUCAACGGUGGGUUUAGUUUCAAUGUUGAGAAGUCAGGCGUGUUUCAUGGCUUCACCGUCUGGUUCAGUGCACACUUCCAGAGUUUAGAAGAGGAUGGACCAUCACAAGAGUUGAACACCGGACCGUUUUCAGAGAUCACUCACUGGAAACAGACUCUCUUUAUGUUGGAUGCACCAGUGACAGUUGAGGAAGGGGACAUUAUUGUAGGGUCCAUAUGUCUGCAGAGAAAUCCAAUCUGGAGACGUCACUUGUCAAUCACAUUUUCAUGGAACAUAAAUAGCACAGAAGAUAAAAAGGUCCAGACAAAGUGUUUUCCUAUGUGGAGAUGACCCAUGACCCAUUCAUUAACGUUUUCAGUAAAUAGAACAUUUUCUUUCCUUUUUCAGUAACACAAACAGCAGUGCACAAAACAAGACACUACCUUCAUCUUAUAAAAUGGAUCUUCGUGUUUCUUCUCUCUUUUGAAACUGACAAUAAAAAAGCAAUUUUUAUCAAA
This is a messenger RNA of Carassius gibelio (silver crucian carp), 1498 nucleotides long. RefSeq names its product protein arginine methyltransferase 2 (gene prmt2). Gene Ontology annotation, molecular function: protein-arginine N-methyltransferase activity; protein binding. The transcript is spliced from 9 exons. Bases 105 to 1331 code for a protein of 408 amino acids. Gene Ontology annotation, cellular component: nucleus. The record is from RefSeq and is a predicted model, not a curated record. Gene Ontology annotation, biological process: peptidyl-arginine methylation. Lineage: Eukaryota; Metazoa; Chordata; Actinopteri; Cypriniformes; Cyprinidae.